This is a messenger RNA of Branchiostoma floridae (Florida lancelet), 2727 nucleotides long. Its product is annotated as putative wall-associated receptor kinase-like 11. Gene Ontology annotation, biological process: protein phosphorylation; positive regulation of kinase activity; multicellular organism development. The record is from RefSeq and is a predicted model, not a curated record. The transcript has a single exon. Gene Ontology annotation, molecular function: ATP binding; calcium ion binding; transmembrane receptor protein tyrosine kinase activity. Lineage: Eukaryota; Metazoa; Chordata; Leptocardii; Amphioxiformes; Branchiostomatidae. Bases 1 to 2727 code for a protein of 908 amino acids. Gene Ontology annotation, cellular component: signaling receptor complex; membrane.
AUGAUUAUUGUUAUCAUCAUGUGGCUGACCCUGAGGUGUUUGAUCCUUUCUGUGUCCGGAACGCCAAUUGCCUGGGAUAGCAGUGUCUACAAUACUUCAGCAAAAACGGUUAACCUGACCAUACCGGAGAACAUCCCAGUCGGUACUGUUGUGGCUAACAUAACUUCAGAUCUUUACAGCAAAGCCAACAGGUUUAGCGUUCUAAUCGUCGACGGAGACCCAUACGGAAGGUUCUCACUCAGUCCAAAUGGAUCCCAGGCCGUCCUUCGUGUCGCUAACCCACUUGACUUCCGGGUUCGUCCAAUAAGGUACGAUCUCGUUGUGUUAUUGAAGUGUACUGAUACAGCUGAUCAGCCAUGCCAAACCUCUAGCGAAAUCUACGCCAUUAAAAUCGAUAUCACUGAUGUAGAAGGCUACCCACCUCUGUACAACACAACAUGUGAGACACCAGAAAGAGAAGGGAGGCCUCAACGACUGUUAAACUUUUCCAACUACAUCUCUAGAUAUGACACGGGUUGGACUCACACGUCUGAUCUACAAGGUCCAUCUUCCAAGAUAAAAGAGACAUUGCUUGUUCGGACAGCUAACGACGUCUGCGGAGUCACGAUAGUCGGGGGGUUGAGAUCUUUGACUGAUAUUGGCUGGGCGAACAUCGCUUCUGACUCUGGAGCAAGAUUAUACUGUUCUUCUAACCAAACGGGCAUGACUGUCCAGGCACAGCUUGUGAGUCGAACUAGUGAUAAAACUGUGUUCCAAAAUCUUGUAGACAGUCACCUCGUCAGGCCUGAAUGGCUAAAUGACUCACGUGUUGGAUAUUUUGUGGUCUUUCAAACUGACGCUUUCCAAACAUCGUCGCCGGCAAUGGUAAGAUGCGAGUCAAGCCCUUUCGAUUAUAGAAUCUCAAAUGAAACAACGACGUAUUCUAUACAGUUAACUGUAGACAAACUCGGCUGUGCAAGAGGGAAGUUUGGUCCAUGGUGCGAACAGGACUGUGUGUGUAAAAAUGGCGCUCGUUGCCAUGGUUUCAACGGUGCCUGUCUGUGUCCUCCGGGGUGGAUAGGGGUGGCAUGUGACAUCCCAACCCAAGCGGUAGCCAUAGUAACGGUUCCCAUGCAACACAUUUACAUCGGAAGUAACGUGACGCUGUCCUGCACUGCAGUUCACUUCAACGUGUCCUCUAUGGUGUUGAAGUACACGACAUUUCACACAAACACCUCCGAUGUCUUAUCAAACCAAACAACAGUCAUAAACUUUACGAUGAACGCUUUCCGUGAUGACUAUAAUGGUGUCUACACGUGUGUAGCUGAAACUGCCGGGACGAGGGUCGUCGUAGAGAAACAACUUAUUCUAAACGUCACGAGUUGUCCUCCCAACCUGUACGGAAUGUUUUGUAACCGCACGUGCGACUGUGUGAACGGGGGCAGGUGUGAUCGGUGGAGAGGCUGCGUGUGCCUACCAGGCUGGAUGGGAAAACAUUGCGGCCGUCCGUGUCGCCAUGGUCACUACGGUUUGAACUGUUCUUCCGUCUGUGCGUGUCAGAACAGCGGGGUCUGUGAUCACAUCAACGGGACGUGCUUCUGUCAAGCGCCGUGGACUGGACAGGACUGCAGCCGACGUCCCGCUCGACUACGAAGCCAUAAUCUACAGUUACUAGCUGUCCUUGUGAUACCUGUUUUCGUUGUGGUGAUGAUAUCAGCGAGGAUUGCUCUAAGAACGAAAAUUUUCUGGAAUCAUCAACCGAGGCAACAGGAAGAAGGCAUUCUGCUGCAAGAACUGAUCGCAGAAGUCGAGGAGGAAGAGGACAUGGCACAGAAUGUCCGGUUACCAUGGGAACGGCGUGAAGAGAAUCUAACGGUGGUGAAGAUGAUUGGUCAGGGUACUUUUGGUCACGUGGUGCUAGCGCAGCUGCGCACGCCUGAGAAAGAACCGGUCUUGGUCGCCGCCAAGUCGAUCUCUCUGGCUCAUGAGAGUGGCGAUGGGAGUGAGCGGUGCUACCGGGACUUUUAUCGGGAAGUGGAUAUUCUGAUUUCCCUCCACAAUCAGUCAGAACACAGAGAGGGAGAUGACCAACGUGUCCACCCAAACAUCGUCCAGCUACACGGCAUCAUCACUCAGUCUCUGCCCAGACGGAUCCUGCUGGAGUACGCUCCGCGCGGAGACCUUCUUCACUUCUUACGCGGGUGUCGCCAGGACCCCGACACUCGUCUGUCUGACCUGCUGCGGUUCGCUCUACACGUUUCCCGCGCACUUUACGAACUGGAGAGUCUCAAGAUCGUCCACCGUGACGUGGCCGCGCGGAACGUCCUUAUCACAGAGGACGGCGUGGCCAAACUGGCCGAUUUCGGGCUCGCCAGGGACGUGUACGCCAACACGGUGUACGUCCACACCACGCACCUCGGCCAGGACGACCUCUUACCGCUGAAGUGGAUGGCGCUGGAGUCUCUCCGGGACGGCGAGUUCACCAGCCACAGUGACGUGUGGUCGUUCGGCGUGCUGCUGUGGGAGAUCGCCACGUUCGGAGAGGAGCCCCGCUACCCCCGGGUUUACCGUCCGGACUGCGGGCAGCUGGUGCGGCUCCUGAAGCGCGGUAAGAGAAUGGAGAAGCCGGAGAAAUGUCCCGUCUCCCUAUACAGGCUGAUGUGCCAGUGUUGGGCCGGAGACCCAGAGGACAGACCCGACGCUGGGCAACUGGAACAACGUUUGGAAGAAAAUAUAAAUGAUGAAUGA